Molecule: messenger RNA, 5726 nt
Organism: Galleria mellonella (greater wax moth)
Lineage: Eukaryota; Metazoa; Arthropoda; Insecta; Lepidoptera; Pyralidae
Exons: 9
Coding region: 51-1445 (464 amino acids)
Cellular component (GO): membrane
Source: RefSeq, a predicted model, not a curated record
CAGCUGCCAGUAAACACAAGACAGGAGCAGAGUGGAGCACCCGUCACAGAAUGCACUCGUUGAUCCCGUUGCUUGUGGCUGCGGUGGCGGCGUGCGCCAUAGCUCGCCCACACGAGGGAACGCCGCCACCGACGUCAUUGCUAGAGCCGCCGCCGCCGUCCUACCGGAGACUCCUACCAUGGCCGCCUCGGGAAUAUCUUGGUGACCUUAUUUACCGCCGAUUCAUGGUGCCACAUUACGUUGGUUACAAAGAGAGCCCUCGUAUACCAUCAUUGCCAGAACAUGAUUGGCUCAACAAGGAAAUAGACCGCAUCAAUCGAAUGCAAGAGGCUGGAAAUGCUCCAACUACAUACGAAGCAAAUAUGGCUCACUGGAUCGCCCACUAUCCUUACUUACAGCGCAUUUAUCAACGACCGCACAAUAUGCAAAGAAUACAUGAUUACGACCCUCGGCUUAUUCCCUCCAAUCCAGAAAGCUAUCAAUUACCACCACCUCAUACACUAAUGACUCCAAUUUCUGAUAAAAUCAAGAAACCUAAACAAGAAUUAAAAAGAGAUUACACAAAUUCUAAUACAAAAGAAGAGAAAAACACUUUUGCUCUCACACCUCUGGAUAAAGGAUAUUUUGAUCCAGAUGCUGAUGUGAAAACUCCCCCAUUGCCGAUGUUACCUCAUGCUAUGCACGAGGGGGGCAACCUCAGGACAACUUUAUUAUUACAACCACCUCGUCAGAUUCGACAAAAUCCAAAUCUAAGUAGAACUAAGACGCUUAUAGCCGAGAACUUAGAUCCCCUGCGAAUUGGCCUGGGUAAGGACUACAGAUUACCCGUCUCCUUACUGCCAUCCAACCUGCGCUGGUUGAAAAUAAAUCAUCCUGCUCUUGAUGUUGAUUAUAAGGAGAGCAGUUCACACGACGAUGGCUACUCAACGGAAAAGCCACGCCAUCUCCAUGUUAUGGAAUCAUCGAAUGAUUUAAGUCAUCUAACCCAAUUGAAUACAGCCGACUCUAUAUACGGGGUGGCUUUGAUCGCUGCGGUCGGUGCUGCGCUUACUAUGGCUAUAUUUGGAUUUGCGUUUGGAUGGUACACGUUAUCUAAAAAAGCAAAGGCAGCUGCUGAUGUUGAUUAUCCAGCGUAUGGCGUAACUGGACCCACUAUCGACACCUCUGGUGACAGAAAACUGGCUCAAUCGGCACACAUGUACCACUAUCAGCAUCAAAAACAACAAAUUAUUGCUAUGGAAAGGAACGGUUUGGAACAACGAAAUGGAUCUGUGUCUGACCCCGAGUCGGAAGAGGAAAAUGAAGAGGGAGACUACACUGUUUACGAAUGCCCUGGCUUCGCCACGACUGGUGACAUGGAGGUGAAGAAUCCCCUAUUCUCUGAGGAUCCGACUCCAGCAACCCCUGGAAAAUGCGAAGUAGUAAAACCCCAGCCUAAGGAUUAACUGCCCUCCAAAUCAUCACCGCCACCUGCUGUCUCGACCUGGCACACCAUCUUCGUCGCAAACAUAAAUUUCGUCCUAUUAUAUCAUAUAAUCUAAAUUACAAAAUUAUAAUCAUCACGAGCAAUGGUAUCAGUAAAGAUUCGUAAUUUCACAGAGGCAUAAUGUCGUUGACAUAAUAAAUUAUGGAUUUUUAUUAAAUAAUGAAUUAUUGCAUAUAUAACGAACUUAGAUUAAUGACUCGUCUCCCCUGCGCUAUCGCAACAGACCAAUCAAUCAUUAAACUAAGAUAAGAAUAACUUUAUAAUAAAUGCAAAUUCAUAGGAAGACGAAUUAAGAUAGUGCCUGACCGAUUUGGAUAUUGACAUGAGUGAAAAACAUCAUUCGUAGAGUAGCUCAGUUAUUAAAAAUUAGAUAGAAAAUACUAGGUAUGUAUUUCUUUAAAAAAAAUUAAAUAGGUACCUUACGAAUGUUGGAUGACACAGGUGUUGCGGUAAUUUCCAGGUAUAUUAACGUUACGGUAAUGUUUUGUUAUUUGGAACCGUUGAUUGACUCCGACUAUGUAUUAGCACUCAACAUAAUUUGGAAUGUUGUGCUUACCUGGUAACAUUUAAAAAUAUUGUAUUCAUAACUGCUCAAACAUAGAGGGGGUAUAUAUAUUUUAGGUCAUUUAAUAAACAUAAAAUAUUGACAUCUUUCACAAUGUUACAUAGAAUCCUUUAAAUACAGGCAAAUUUUAAAAUCAAAUCAAAAUUAAUAUAACAAUAAUAUACAACUGCCUAAUUCAUGAUUCAUGUCUAUAAUGCCUAAAAUAAGAUUUUAUUAAGCAUAUUUUAUAUCUUUACUAUGAAACUUCGUUCAAAUAAUUUUUAUUUAAAGUAAAUGUAGUUGAUUUACAAGAAAAUUCCGGGUAUUUAUUGUCAACUUUUGAAACUUAUUUUAACUUAUUAAUAAUAUUUAUAUUUUUAAUUUCGUGAUGAAAUAUAUUUAUCUGGAUAUUUAUUUGUCAGGUAUUCCCUUAUUUAUUCUCAUAUCAAAUACCUAUAUUAAAGAGUUAAUCUAAAUGUACCUAAAUGUGACUUUAUGUGACCAUUAAUUGUUUAGCUAUAUAUAAGAAAUUAGUAUUUAUUAUCUGUUUAGUGUAGAUGUACUUACCAAUUAACUCCAUGAACGUAUAGAACCAUAUUUAAGUAAACUCGAAUUAAUUCGCUUUUAGAAUUCAAUUCCACUAUUAUAUUCGAACACGCUGAACAUGAAAGCUUGAGAUUACGUUUCUAACUCAUUACUCAAUAUCUAGUCAUAUAAUAUGCAAUUAUUACAAUAUUUUAAAUGAUCUCUUUUGCUUUAUUGUAAGCGCAAUACCAUAUUAUGGAAUAUCAUUUACUUAAUCAAUAUGUAUGUAUCUAGUAAUCAAAUUAUAAUCAACAAAACGAUUUAAUGUUAUAGGUGUUGACGUUUAAUUGUAUUGAAAUCGUAAGUGUAUGUUGUAAUAAUUAUAAGUAUUAACCAUUUUACUCUCAAUUAAUUUCUUUUUUAACCGACUUAAAAAAGAAAGAAGUUCCCAAAUCGAUUGCAAUUUUAUCCUGUGUAUGUUUAGAUAAUUUCUGCCAAAAGAAUAAUUCAAUUCAAUUCCAAAUAAAGAUUAGUCCAAAGUGUAUUAUACAAAUUGUGUUCAUAUUUUAUACGUUUUUAUCCAUCAAUCGGCUGCCAAAGUGUUUUUUUAAAUCCUCGAAAGCUUUAGACCAUUCCUACUUUGGAAGACAAAUGGUUAUUCCUCCAAUGUAGAGAUGGACAAUACAGGAGUAGUUGAAAAGCUAGUGGCGAAUGAUGUCAAAGUCUUUUAAUUAGGGUUUAGAUUUAUACAGGUACGUGAACGAUUUCAUUUCACACAUCUAAUUUCAUAUCCGCGCAUGUCGAUUACUUAAAUUUUCUCUCUCUCACAACAUUUUUAAGACUCGGGUUUGUACGAUGGCUGCUGCCUAAUAACACCAGGUAAUUUUGCAAAUAUUUAUAUAAAUAUUCGUAUAAAUUUGUGUUUUUAGGAUUAUAUACCUAACAUUAUUUAGUUGCAAAUUUAUUUAAUUAAGUACGAGUGUUGUAGUAGAAUUCUUAUAUUUAAGAAUAUAAAAAUUCUUAUAUUUAAAUAUAUGCGACUAUCAAAGAAAAAGUUUUAAUUGUUAAUUAACAUUAAAUAUCUAUUAUAAAUGUUUAUUUUUAAUAAGAACAAAUUAUUACUGUUGGCUUAUUUACAAUUGAAUUAUACACCAAAUAUCUACAUGUAUACAUAUCUUCUACACCAUUUACCUAUGUCAAAUUUUAUAGAUGUUUCUUGAAUACUCCAAAUGUCUAAUAUGUUAUCAUUAUGUUAAAAUAAAUAUAUAAAAUAAUUAUGCAUAUAAAUGUAUAAUAACACAGCUAUAUAAAAUUAUAUAAUGAACUUAUUAACGUUUUCUUCUUUUUUGAAAAGGUACUGCCUAUCAAGAAAACCAAACAGGGUUAUGCCAAAUCAACGCUAUUAAUAGUUAAAGUAUAAUGUCUAAAUAUGUAUAUAACGACUGAUUUGAUUUUUUCCUAUAUGGAUAUUAGGUAUGUUAUAUAUAUAGCCAGCUUAGCUAAUGGAGAAUUAACACCUUUAUACUUAUAUGUUGUAAAAAACAAUCCAUUACCUUAAUAAUAAUUUCUAAUACUGGCAUACUGCAAAUUGUAAUUAUUUAUGAUAAAUCAUCAAAAACUAGGUACUAAUUGUUAUAAUAACUUAGAAACGAAAAGUAUACCACACUUACUCAAACCAUAAGAAUUCUUUAGUUUGUUUCCAUUUUUUACAAAAACACCUUCAUUUUGUAAAUUGACAAUAGUCAUGAAAACUGUAAUUUAUCUUUUAUAAGACAUUUUUCUUUAUGCUAUAAUUAAACUUAUAGUACCAAAAAUAUUAAAUGUAUAAUAAAAUUGAGUCAAAGCAUUAAAUUCGGGUAAAAAUUAAUUUCCGUUUCGCUACAUUCCCACCUAUCCUUGCAAUGUGUCCAUGAAAAAUUUUGAAGUAUGAAAUAGGCACCUACUUACAUCGGUUUUUAAAAACCGACAUUCAUGUUUAUAUAUAAUAUUUCUAAUCCUAUGUUGUCUGUUCUAAACCUGUUAUCUGUGUACCAGAUGCUUAUAGCACUUAUGAACCAAUUUAUUAACCUAUAGGUAGUUUUGAACUGUUUCUUACCUUUUUCUACCUAAAGGCGUUGGUAGAUAUAGAUAUGUACUUUUAAUAAGGUAUUAAACAACUAUUUUUAAACGACUUCAUAAAGAAGGAGAUUCUGAAUUCCACUGUUAUAAUUUUAUGUAUAUUAAGUCAUUUUCACCAAUACUAGCAUAGCACGGAGCCAUGAUUUUUUGGUCUACGUAUAUUUAUCAUUAUUAACCUUUAGGUAGGUACUUAUAAAAAGGUCAAGUUUACUCAGCAAAAUGUUUCUAUGUAACAUUAAUAUACAUUGCCAUAGAAUUUACGCACAUUUAAUGCAACUGCGUCGAAUAACGCUUUCAUGUACCCUAAUAACACUUUAUUCUCGACAAAAGUUACUGACGUAAACAACACUAGGAAACAAUACACCCUGUAUCAAUUGAUCAAUUGUUUAUAUUUUAUAAAAUUUCUUACUUGAAACAAAAUGUAAGCUUGAUUCUCUCCUCUUAAUUACUACGAAGCUCUAAUAACAAUUGUUUUGAUGUUAAGAAAGGUCACUGCUAUAAAAAAAACCAGCCCCAAUGUAAACAAUCGGCCCAAUAUCAAUUGUUUAAGUUGUUUUAUAGGGUUUCUUACCCUUGAACAAAAUUUUAACUUGAUCCUACAAGCUUAACCUUUACAAUUUAAUCCUCCGUUAAUUCCAUUUUAUUUUUGUUGCCAAUGAAGUCACUUUUUCUUGCGGAGCAAAAUUAUAUUGCCUAAAAUUUGACUAUUCAGACCCACUGAAUUUAUAUUUUCAUUAAUGUACCUACUUAAGUACUUACUACCUUUUUCUUACUUACUUCAAUUAAGUAGUUACCUAUCUAUCUAUAUAGCCCAUCUAAUAUAUAUUAUUAACGCUAACCUAGCAGCUUGUAAUGGGAUGUCAAUGAAUUGUCAUGGUAUGAUACGUCCGUAUUCUAAUUCUAAACAAUCGAAUAUAAUUUUUGAUCAUGCUACAUACCAUACACAUAUGUCUUAAGUUGUAUAAUAACCAACUGCCGAAAAAUUUUGAAAAUAAGAAAUUUUCAAUAACAUAAACUAAAACUGUUUACUGAAUACAUUGAUGUAAAAUUCCU